AGUAUCAACAUUGGCAGCGCAGCGCGCAGUUGGAACAACGGCAAAACGCUCAAAACCAAAAACUACUUGGAGUACAAUUCAAACAACUUAACGCGAGGCAAAAGCAAGCAGUAGACGACGACGAGGAGUAGCGGAGGCGAAAAAUUUUCGAACAUCGUAGCAGCUAGUAACGGCAAACGCCAGCGCACCGAGUUGAUGCGAUUGUUGAACGCGCGAGUGUACGCAACUUCAGUACUAUUUGGCAUUCGCUUGCGUUGUGUUCGUUUCUUCGCUUCUGUGGUGACGCUGCGCUCUAUACUGUGUGUGAAGAAACAAAUAAAUAUUUUAAAAAAAUAUAAAAAAACGUAGAAAAUUCGUACAGAACGCCGCGCGUUGCGAACAAACGAAUUUAUUUUUAUUAAAAAAAAAUAAAUUGCAAAUAUAUCUAAAAAAAUAGUGUGCAAAGUGCGCGUUAAAACAAAAAAGCUAAGAAGUUUCCUGAAAAUACUGCAACCAAAGCACACACAAAAAGUGUGUCGCCGUACCGACUUUUGACAAUUUUCGUGCGCUGUCAAAACGCUUUUUGGCAUUUGUACGCGUGUGCGUGUGUGUUAACGAGCGCCUUACCAGCAGCCAGCGAGUUUUGGCAAGUGUGUCAGCCGGAAAAUUUACAGAUUUCGCAGGUGCACGUGCAAUAAAUGCAUAUUUCCUUACCACAACCUGCAACGCAGCUGUAAAUUAACAAGAUUACUUUUGUGAUCCAAAAUUAAUUUAGUUUGCCGGCAAACAGCUUUUCCAGUCAUAAAAACCGAUAACACAACCAAAAACAAAGGCAAAAAAGCUUACACUAAAAAUUACUAGUGUGAAAAGUGUUUAAAAAGUAGCAACGCUACAACAACCAAAGUGAUUGAAAGCUGACGGCAGCUAACAGCGAAGUAUUGCUGCUAAACUCAAAUUGCUAAAUAAUAAAUAAAAGCAAAUUUGCAAUACAAAUAAAUAAAUGCGGUGAAUUAGAACACACGCGCUGCGAAAUUAAUUGGAAGUAAAAAUUUACUAUAACAAAACUAUAAAAAAACAACAACAAUUUGCAAUUUUAUACGAAAAAAGUGUAAACGGCACACAUUUUUUUGGCACAUUUUUGUGUUGUGCGCUUAUUUGUGACGAUAAUUGAAAAAAGUGAAGCCGGUCAGUGCUGCUAAAAAUAAAUCAGCACACACACACUCAAAUAUAUAAGGAGACACUAAAGCAUACACGCUAAACGUGCGCAGCGAAGUUGAAGGGACGCAGCAACAAGUUUACAAUUAUGGGGCAACACAAGCAACAGCAACAACAGCGGUGGCGCGUAUGCGGUUUGCAUGCGUUUGCAGUUUUAUAUCUCUGCUGUACAUUAAUAGAUCUCACACUAGCUGAAAUCGAACCUAAAUUGGAGAUUUUUCCCAUGCAAGGUGUGCAACGCAAACCAGUUGGCAAAUCACUGAUUUUAACCUGCAAACCAAUAGUGCCCGAUCCGAAUUUGGUAUCCGAUCUGCAAUGGAAGGACAAUUUGAACAAUACUAUACUGCCGAAACCGAACAAAUACUAUUAUCCACUGUAUGAUUCCAAAGGACGUAGAUUACCCGCUGUCACUGGCCGCAAUCAGCCACCGAUGUAUACGGAAACUUUGUCGGAAAGUUUGGCGCUGAUGAUCACCUCGCUGUCGGUCGAAAUGGAAGGCAAAUAUUAUUGCACCGCCUCCUAUGCAAAUACGGAAUUAAUGAAUACGAGCGUUAUAAUUAAAACUUAUGUCGCCAUAACAUGGACAAAUGCUCCGGAGAAUCAAUACCCCAUACUCGGCGAAGACUACACUGUCAAGUGUGAAGUGAAGGCCGAUCCCAAUCCGACCAUAGACUGGCUGCGCAACGGUGAUCCGAUUCGUACCGGUGAUAAAUACGUAGUAGAAGCGCACGGUUUACUCAUACGUAAUGUGCAAGAAUCUGAUGAUGGUAUUUAUACUUGCCGUGCUGCUGUAAUUGAAACUGGUGAAUUGCUUGAACGCACUAUACGCGUCGAAGUCUACAUACGACCGGUCAUAACGCACUUACCAGCCACACUCGAGGCCGUCGAAGGUAAACCGUUUGCCGCAAAUUGUACCGCAACCGGUAAGCCAGUACCAGAAAUUUCUUGGAUAAAGGAUGCCGCUCAACAGAAUGUCGCCACCGCCGAUCGCUUCCAAGUGAACCCGCAAACCGGUCUUCUCACCAUAAAUUCAGUUACACAAGACGAUUAUGGCACUUACACUUGCAUUGCCAAGAACGAUGCAGGCGUGGUAGAUAAGAAGACUAAAUUAAAUGUGCUGGUGCGACCACAAAUCUACGAGUUCUACAAUGUAACCGGCGUGAGUAAGAAAGAAAUUGCUAUCACUUGCCGUUCCAAAGGACGUCCCGCACCCGCUGUCACCUUCAGACGCUGGGGAACCGAGGAAGAAUACGCACCAGGCUUGCAAGUCGAUGAUGAACGCAUCUCUUUAGAGCAACAUUUUGAUGAGGAGCGCGGCGAAAGCUCAGGCACGCUACGCAUUACAAGUACCACACGUAAUGACGAUGGGCUUUACCAGUGUCUUGCGCGCAAUAAGGGCGACACCGCUUACAAAACCGGACACAUAACUGUUGAAUUUGCACCAGACUUUUCGCACAUGAAGGAUCUGCCACCAGUUUUCAGCUGGGAAGAACGUAAAGCCAAUCUUAGUUGUCUAGCGCAAGGUAUACCAAAUGCUACAAUCGAAUGGCGCUGGAAUGGACGCCCACUUAAGGAUGACUUCGACAAGAAUCUCGUCAUUAUCGGCACCGGACCACGUAGCGAUUUGAUUGUGCAUCCUGUGGCACGCCAAUACUAUUCGGUUUACAAAUGCAUUGCCACAAAUGUACAUGGCACCGCCGAGCAUGAUAUGCAAUUGAAAGAGGCACGUGUGCCCGACCUAGUUGCCGCCGCGAUACCACGUCAGCUCACCGCAACAACAAUCACCUUUGAUAUACGCGGACCACCAACGGAACUCGGUCUACCCAUCACCGCUUAUAGCGUGCAAUACAAAGAGGCUAUUAACCCAGAUUGGUCGACAGCACUGAAUCGCACCUGGUCACCGGAUUCACCGUACAUCGUUGAAGGACUUAAGCCACAGACAGCCUAUCAAUUCCGGUUUGCGGCACGCAAUCAAGUUGGUUUGGGCAUGUGGGGCGUAAACCAACAGCAGUCAACACCCAGACGUUCAGCGCCCGAAGAGCCCAAGCCACUGCAUUCGCCGGUGCAAAAUGACAAAGAAGAACCCGUUGUAGUGUCGCCGUACUCCGACCACUUUGAGCUGAGAUGGAGCGUGCCAGCUGACAAUGGUGAACCCAUCGACUUCUAUCAAAUCAAAUACUGCCCAGGCGUAAAAAUGGCCGGCACUUGGCAUGAACUGGAAAAUCAAUGCGUCUCGCAGGACGUUGUCGAGACCACAUCAUACGAGAUGUCGCAUCUAAGUGGCAACACCUACUAUCGCAUCGAAUUGCGUGCGCACAAUGUGAUCGGUUUCUCAUCACCAGCAUCGAUUGUUAUGAAAACGACACGAGGCAUCGAUGUCAUACAAGUAGCCGAACGGCAAGUGCUCUCCUCCGCCACCAUUGUGGGCAUAGCUGUGGGCGGUGUGUUGCUGCUGCUCUUCAUUAUCGAUCUAUUAUGCUGUGUAACGGUACGAAUGGGCGUGAUGGCUACUAUGUGCCGACGGGCGAAACGUUCGCCAUCCGAUAUUGAUGAUGAGACGAAAUUGGGCAGUGGGCAGUUGGUUAAGGAACCUCCACCAUCACCGCUACCAUUACCGCCACCAGUUAAACUCGGUGGAUCACCAAUGACAUCGCCAUUAGACGAAAAGCAGCCUUUGCAGACACCAACUGGUAGCGUGAAACAAAAUUCCACCGUCGAAUUCGAUGGACAAUUUGUGCACUCGCGCAGUGGCGAAAUACUUGGCAAAAACUCAGCUGUGUGAAUAAAAUUGGAAGAAUUCUAAAGACUAAAUGAAAUCACACAAAACGAACAAAUUAGCUGGAAACGUUGAAAUCAAGCAUUAAAAUUUAUAAAACAAAAAAACAACAGAUAUGUUGAACCACAAAUUUUCUGUUCUGUGUGCAUGUUAAAUGUAAAUGCAUAGCGACGCUGCAACACUGGUGGCGAACAAAAUAAUGCUUAUUACUGGAAUGGAUACGAACAAAUAUGACAACCAAAAAUAUAUAAACUACAACAAAAUGCGCUGAAAUCGCAUUUACAGAUCAGUUGUAAAAAAUAUUAUUAAAUUAAAAAUAUGCUUCAUUUUAUAAAACUUAAAAAAAUAUUACAGCUUUUAUAUGUUUCCGCUAUUUACAAUUACAACAAAUAGGCAUUUAUUUGCCUAACAACAUAAGCUUAAAAACAUACGUAUUACCAUAUACAGUUAAUUACAUGAAAAAUAGUAAAAGUCGAUUUCAAGUGUAAAAAAGCAACAAAAAUUCCAUAAAACAUUUAUUUCCUUGAAAAUAGUAUUUUCUUUUAUUUUUGUUAUUUUUCAAAUAUUUCUAAGCUAUUUUCUAAACACUUUAUGAACCAUAUAUAAGCCCAAAAGCUUUCUAGUAAUCUUUUACAUUCGUAAUAUUUUAAGUGUAUGCUUUACUUGACCUGCGUAACAGUUAAAUCCAUUCAUUUCUGCCUUAAAAAGAAAACAAAACAUAGCAUUUUUAUAUAUAUUGUAAUUAAUAUAUAUAUUGUAAUUGGAAUGUAACAACAAAUAUUAAUAAUUAAUAGUAGUUAAGAAUAAUUUGCUGUUAUUAAGUGCUAAUGUAUACAAAAACAAAGUGUGUAUGGCACUAAUAUUUAGACUAGGCUUUAAUAUAGGUUAAACAUUAUGCAAAUAAUAUUCGAUUUAAACUAAAUUCAGUUCAGAUAUUUUGAUUUUUUACUUUUUCAGAGCGUUUAGUUGGUGAAAAAAAUUGUACUUAAAAACAAAUACCGUAAGACUAUUAAAAGCUGUGUAAGAAAAAUCGUAACUGCAAACACAUAAUAAGGGAAAUAAUUUAUAAUAUAUGAGUUUAAAACGGCAUACCUUGUGAAAAUUGUAAAGCAAUUCGAGCAAAUUAAUUCAAUUUAUUUUAGAAAUAAAAAAUACUAAUAAUUUUGUUUUCUUUUCUCAUACUUAACGAUUUUUAUGAAAGAAAAUUGUUUACAAUAUUUACAAAACUAUCAGCAAUUCAUAUGAAAAUCUAUUUCGAAUUAUUAUUUAGUUCAUUAAUAAAUUACUUUAUGAAUUUUUUAAUAAUAACUAAGAUAUUAAAUAAAAAAUGUAUGUUUGCUUAGAACAAUAUAUUUCGAUAAAAAAAAACACCUUUACAAAAAUUACAUCUACAAAAUUUAGUAUUAUCAUGUUCAUUUAAGAUAUGUGUUCAUAAUUCAGCGAAAUUCAUUAUACAAGCUUUGUAAUAACCAUUUAUAUGUUUUGUUGAUUUCAUUUUUUUUUUAAUCAACAAUAUUUAUAAUAAUUAAAUUAAUAGCAUCUUAAAACAUUAACAUUAUUUUUUACACACUUUUAACGAGGGCACAGAUUCCAUAUUUUAUUAAAUAACUCAUUUACUAUUUAAGAAAAGUAUGCGUCAUUAAUUAUAAUAACGUAUGUAUAGGUAACUGUAUGUCAAAUGUGGCUUGUGUAUAAAAAAGAGAAAAAAUUUUAUAUAUUUCAUAUAAGAACGGAACAUUAAACAAAGAUUCAUUGCUCAGAAGUUUUCGCCAAAGAUAUAAAAAUGUGAAAAUGCUAAAAUGUCAAAGUGUGAACGUAGCUUAAACAAAUUAAGAAAUAUGCUCAAGCAUUGACAAAAGUAAGAGAUUUUGGUGUUAAAAAUUAAAAAUAACUAAUUAAAAAAAUUGAAUUUAGCAUGAUAUUUGGUAAAAAAAUAUUUUAUCUAAAAAUUAAAAAAAACAACUUGAUUUGGAUAUAAAUUCAAUAAACAAUUAACUUAGAUAAAUUACAAUAAAGAGAUUAAACAAAGAUGUAGUUAUUACUAAUUUUCGUUUGAUGAUCUUUCCAUUUUGUGAUUUUAUUUAUGCAUUUUCAGAAUAUAUUCUUGCUUCAGCGCAUAAAAUAUAUUUAAAUAAGGUAAAAUAAUAAUUCGUUUACAAUCAUAAACCCUUAACAUGUAAAUUAAUUUUUAAUUUAGUAUUUCAAAAGUGAAUUUGUAUUUGUAUAGUAUUAAUGGCUUAGUUUAAAUCAAAAUACGUAUGUAUAAAAAAUGAGUUUACAACAAAAGUAAAUUUAUUUACUAGUUUUAAGACUUUUUUCUAUUAUAUUAUACAAUGGAAAUAAAUAAAUAUAAGUAUGUAAUGCAAGUGGAAACCUAAAAAUAAAUAAAAACGUAUGCAUUUAUUACAAAAAAAUUAUUUUUGAUUUUUCUUUACAUUGCAUUCAAUUAUUCAACACUAAUUUGCACCUUAUCCUAUACUCAAGCGCCUUUUACAGAGCUUUUUACAAAAAAAAAAUAUUAUGAAAUAAAAAAAAUACAAAUAUUUAUAUAAAGAUAUGCCCAACUAUAAAUUAAUAAAUACACAUAUAUGUAAAUUAAUAUAAUGAAAAUACAAAACAUACAAUAUUUGCCGAAAAAAUUAUUUCCACAUUAAACAAAAGAAUUUAAGAAAAUAUCGUAUUUACCUACGUACAUAAAGUUUCCAAGUUGAGUUUGUACAAAACCGUAUUUUGAAUAUUGAAAAUUAAUAUAAUCUUUUUGCCGAAAAAGUAUGUUGUAUUAAUACGAUUUAUGUAUGUAUAUGUAUAACUGAUUGAACUAAAUCAAACACAAAGCAUUUUCCGCAACUGCCAAAAAAUUCAAACAAAAAAUUAAAUUAAAUUGAAAAUGUUCUUAUAUAACAUUUAUCUGUAAUUGAGAAAUUAUUGUUGUUGUAUGUAAUCUUUUAUACUAAUCAUAAAAUAUUAACAUACAUACAUACAUGCAUGCAUCGUAAUGAUUAGAUCAUUAAUUUCGAAGUGAAAAAGCAGUACGGUAUAAAUGAAUAAAUGAAAGACUAAAAUUAAAAA
Bactrocera oleae (olive fruit fly) is the source of this 7039-nucleotide messenger RNA. It is a transcript of the gene Fas2, whose product is annotated as fasciclin 2. Lineage: Eukaryota; Metazoa; Arthropoda; Insecta; Diptera; Tephritidae. The record is from RefSeq and is a predicted model, not a curated record. Gene Ontology annotation, biological process: synapse organization; homophilic cell-cell adhesion. Gene Ontology annotation, molecular function: protein binding; axon guidance receptor activity. Gene Ontology annotation, cellular component: plasma membrane; axon; neuronal cell body.